AUGCUGCUGGGAGGCCCUUCCCUGCGACACGGGUGGCAGCCGGCGCACCCCGGGAAGGAGGGCACUGUGCACCCCACCAGGGGCCCCAGGCAGGCAAGGGCACAGCUGGGUGAACGCACAGCUGGACAAGGGUGCAGCGGGGGAGCACACACGUACGGGCGAGCACAGGGCUGGGCGGGUGGGCACAGCUGGGUGAGGGCACACAUCUGGGCAAGACUCUGGCCUGAGCGGCCUGAAGAGGACCAAAAGCUGAUUUAUUCUGGGAAGCUGCUGCUUGAUGAUCAUUACCUGAGAGAGUUGCUGCCAAAGCAUGUGGAGUUGCAUGCUCUUCAUCUGGUAUACAACUUCAAGACUCCUGUGAAUGUGCAAGAAACCAAUGCAGAGGUUAAAGCUGAUCAGCCAAAGUUACCGUCAGAAGCUAGUCAGGAACCAUCUGUAGCUUCCUCAAAUGGUGAAAGACCAAGAUGUUCUUCUAGUGGCCAGUCUUCAGCAGAAGCUAGUAACAGGCUUGAAACAACUCGGUGUCCUUUCCAAGGUGUGGCUCCUGGCUUCUCUGCUUAUACAACCUACAGCAUGCUUCAGAUGUCCUGGUUUCAGCAGAUUUAUGCAAGACAAUAUUACAUGCAAUACUUGGCUUCUACUGCUGCAUCUGCUGACCCAUCCCAUACACAGCGUCCUCAGGAGAUACCGGUGGCACCAGUGACACCCCCAGCUCCUCUCCCAGACCCAUUCCCUGCACAAAAUCAGCCUGUAAACCAGAAUGCUGCUGCCCAGGUUAAUGCAGUGGCCAACCAGAACUUGCGGAUGAAUGCCCAAGGGGGUCCCCUCAUGGAGGAAGAGGAGGAGGGUGGCAAUCGAGAUUGGUUGGACUGGCUCUACUCAGCAACACUGUUCUAUGUUUUUGUCAACAUUAUCUAUUUCUACUCCAGUGUCAGCAGGUUCCUCCUGGUUAUGAGUGGCACUGUUCUGAUGUAUCUGCAUCAUGUUGGAUGGCUUCCAUUUAGACGAAGACCAGUUCAGCCCUUCCCAGGCAAUGUUCCUCCUCAAGCUGCUGUAAACCAGGACCAGAACAAUAACUUGCAGGGGGGAAAUGCAGGCAGAGCAGAUGAACCCGAGGCAUCUCCUGAUGAGGGACAAGUUUUACAAGAACUGCAGCAGGCCAACCCUUCAUUUAUGAGCACAGCAUGGGUCUUUUUCAAGACUUUCUUUGCAUCUCUCCUUCCAGAAGGGCCCGGAGUGACCCGCAACUGA
Nipponia nippon (crested ibis) is the source of this 1251-nucleotide messenger RNA. Lineage: Eukaryota; Metazoa; Chordata; Aves; Pelecaniformes; Threskiornithidae. The record is from RefSeq and is a predicted model, not a curated record.